Messenger RNA from Etheostoma spectabile (orangethroat darter), 1513 nucleotides. Its product is annotated as membrane cofactor protein. The transcript has 13 exons. NCBI's taxonomy places the organism in Eukaryota, Metazoa, Chordata, Actinopteri, Perciformes, Percidae. Bases 180 to 1268 code for a protein of 362 amino acids. The record is from RefSeq and is a predicted model, not a curated record.
UGAUUUUCGGCUCAGGAAAAGAUAUGCGUCACUGAUUAGCGAUAUGGCCACGCCUGUUUCCGCCAGGCUGCGGUCGUGAAGAACAGUCCACAUUCAGCCAUUGUGGAUUAGCAGCUGUCAGUGAUUCUUCGCGUUUAGUUGGAAAGUUCAGACUUCAGUCAGACUUGGCAGAUGCCGUCAUGUUUGUCACUUACUUCCUACUACUGAGCAGUCUCGGCCUUGCCAUUGUAACUCAAGCUCAAGACUGCUCCAAACCUGCAGGAGGAGACAACAUGAGCUUGAAGGGCGAUGACAUUCUUUUACAAACAUUCCCAGAUGGGAGGCGAGUGACUUUUGCCUGCAAUGUUGGCUAUAUGACUAUAGGAGGGUCUGGGUUCAUUACUUGUAACGCUGGCACCUGGACUACUCUGACGCUGAAAUGCGAUAGGAAAGAGUGUGGCCCUGCUGAGGAAGUGGAGAAUGGAAACAUUGAUUACCCUCAAGGGACACAGUUCGGUGAUAAACUAGUGGUCACUUGCAACACAGGCUACAACAUGGUCCCCUUCGGUAAAGGUGAAGUCCUUUGUGGAGCCCAAGGGUGGAUGGACAGGUUGCCUGUGUGUGAAGUGGUAACUUGUGAACCGCCAUCUAUGGUAGACAAUGGCAGUUUCCGUCCAGUCAAAGAUUCCUACGACUAUAGAGAAGUUGUACAGUACAGGUGUCAAGAUGGUUACACACUUUCUGGAUCCAAUUCAAUAUCAUGUUCAGAACAUGGGAAAUUUGGCUCUGCUCCAACGUGUAUCGUGGUUCAAUGUGAGGAGCUUAAAAUAGACAAUGCUCGCCAGGUUGAGGGUUCUCGACCCCCUCAUGGAUACAGGGCUACGGUGACAUACGAGUGCAUGUCUGGGUAUGUUUUGGAAGGAGGACGCACCCUGACGUGUGGAAUAGAUAGUCAGUGGGUCCCUGGACUUCCAACAUGUCGAAGAAAGGCAGACCCAGCUACGCCCCCCACCCCCCCCACUACCACUACCACCACCACCACCACCACCACAACACAUUCUCCCCCAACACCACCAGCAGCACAGUCUUCCACCACAUAUGCAGCCCGCACUGCUACCACCUCUGAGCCCUGCAAUCAUGGACAGAAUGUGGCUAUAGGCGUGUGUGUUUGUCUUGUCGUCCUAUCUGUGGUUGUUGGAGUCGUGUUAUACAUGAAGAAAAAACAACGCACUCGGAGAGACUCUCCCGACAAAACGAAAGCGGAUGUAGAACUCCCGUUACGAGGAUAGACUGCCAAGCACAGCUGAACUCAUUUAUUCCAAAUAAAUGGAUGUAAGCAUCACAGUCCUGUAUCUCCAACACUACUAGAAGAAACAAGGGCUGGUUGAGAAGAAGGCUUCUUGGACUAACCAGUGUCCCCCUUCCUGAAAUGAGUUGCUGAACAACAGUCCGAGAUUGAGAAACCUCAACGAAUUUGAGCUCAAUCCUUAGCUCAUGCUUCAAGCGGCUCCUCCAACAAGUUGAAAAUAUUUCC